Messenger RNA from Acomys russatus (golden spiny mouse), 1523 nucleotides. RefSeq names its product G protein-coupled receptor 33 (gene Gpr33). Gene Ontology annotation, biological process: positive regulation of cytosolic calcium ion concentration; phospholipase C-activating G protein-coupled receptor signaling pathway; inflammatory response. The transcript has a single exon. The record is from RefSeq and is a predicted model, not a curated record. Lineage: Eukaryota; Metazoa; Chordata; Mammalia; Rodentia; Muridae. The coding region runs from base 1 to 1020 and encodes 339 amino acids. Gene Ontology annotation, molecular function: G protein-coupled receptor activity; complement receptor activity. Gene Ontology annotation, cellular component: plasma membrane.
AUGGAUCGAAUCAAUUCUUUUGGUCAUGUGAUCAAUGUCUCUACUAUAGUAAGAAACAGCACUGGUGUUUCAACUCCUGCCCUCAAAAUCAUCAUUGGUGUCUCUUUGAUCACGUCGUUUAUAAUCGGUACCAUCAGCAACGGCCUCUGUCUUUGGAUGCUGAAAUUCAAGAUGAAAAGGACUGUCAAUACUCUCUUGUUUUUUCAUCUCAUUCUCUCCUAUUUUAUUUCUACAUUGAUUCUGCCAUUUAUGGGCACCUCCUUCCUUCAGGACAAUCACUGGGCCUUUGGAACCGUCUUGUGCAAAGUCUUCAACAGCACUUUGUCUCUGAGCAUGUUUGCCUCUGUUUUCUUCCUCUCCGCCAUCAGCGUAGAUCGCUAUCUUCUCACGCUUCAUCCAGUGUGGUCCCAGCAGCACAGAAACCCACGAUGGGCUUCCCAAAUUGUCGUGGGAAUCUGGAUUUCUGCCAUUAUCCUCAGCACACCCUAUUUGGUGUUCAGGGAGACGCAUGAUGACCAUAAGGGGAAAGUGGUAUGCCACAAUAACUACGUUGUGUCUGCCAACUGGGACAGCAGAGAGAAGCGAGCAUUAAGGCAAUGGAUUCAUACAGCCUGUUUCAUUGGUCGCCUCCUGCUGGGUUUCCUUCUGCCCUUCCUUGUCAUCAUCGUCUGCUACAAAAGAGUGGCCACCAAGAUGAAAGAGAAGGGGCUCUUUAAAUCCAGCAAGCCCUUCAAAGUCAUGCUGACUGCUGUCAUCUCUUUCUUUGUGAGUUGGAUGCCUUACCAUGUAUGCAGCGGCUUGGUUCUCACUAAGAACCAGUCACUUCCUCUCCAGUUGACUCUGGGACUUACAGCGGUCACUGUUUCUUUCAAUACUGUCUUUUCUCCCAUCCUCUAUUUAUUCACUGGGGAGAAUUUCAAGGUAUUCAAGAAAUCUACUCUGGCUCUAUUUAAGUCAACAUUCAAUGAUGAUUCUUCUUCAGAAAGGACACAAACCCUAAACUCAGAAACUGGAAUUUAAAUUCUGGAUCCUUUGGGCUGGAGAGAUUUCUCAAUGGUUAGAGAAUCCUUGCUAUUCUCCCAUUGGAAUUCUGUUCCCGACACUCUUAUCUGCCUAUAACCCCAGCUCCUUGGGAUCUAGCAUCUUCUUCUGGCCUCCAUGGGAGCCCACAUGCACACGGAGACACAUACCCAUACAUAGAAAUAAUACAAUUUAUAUUUUUAAAAAUAAUUCUGGAUCCUUAAAUAAACAUGGACUCUGUCAAUUACACCACUAGAGUUAUAUCCUCUGAUAUUGUAUCCAUAGGUCCUAUAGUUAAGUAUCUUCUAGUCUGUUCUAAUUAGAUCUGUAAAAAUUAAAACAGUGCCAAUAGGCUGGCAAGGUGACCCAGUGGGUAAAGGUACUUGCUGCCAAGCCUGAAAAUCUAAGUUUGAUCCCUGGGACCCAGUUGGUAGAAAGAGAGAACCAACUCCUGCAAGUUGUCCUCUAAUGUACACACACACACACACACACACACACACACA